This is a messenger RNA of Gossypium raimondii (Peruvian cotton), 1663 nucleotides long. RefSeq names its product eukaryotic initiation factor 4A-3. Bases 85 to 1305 code for a protein of 406 amino acids. The record is from RefSeq and is a predicted model, not a curated record. Gene Ontology annotation, molecular function: ATP binding; RNA helicase activity; mRNA binding. Gene Ontology annotation, cellular component: catalytic step 2 spliceosome; nucleolus. The transcript has 7 exons. Lineage: Eukaryota; Viridiplantae; Streptophyta; Magnoliopsida; Malvales; Malvaceae.
AUUUCUUAUUUCCGAGCUGUCAAUCAUUUUUCUUCUCGUUCCCGUUAGCCCCCCACGAACUUAGGCAAAGCAGAGGCUAGAGAGAUGUCGGCGGCGGCGGCGACGAGCCGAGCGACUCGACGGAUGGGAGCCGAGGAUGAGAAGCUAGUGUUCGAAACGACGGAAGGAAUCGAGCCGAUAUUAAGUUUCGAUCAGAUGGGACUAAAAGACGAUCUCCUCCGUGGAAUCUACAAUUACGGCUUCGAAAAGCCAUCUGCUAUCCAGCAGAGAGCCGUCAUGCCGAUAAUCAAUGGCCGCGACGUCAUUGCCCAAGCUCAGUCUGGUACCGGUAAAACCUCCAUGAUUGCCCUCACCGUUUGCCAAGUGGUUGACACAGCUAGCAGAGAGGUUCAAGCAUUGAUCUUGUCACCCACGAGGGAACUGGCUUCACAAACGGAGAAAGUGAUACGGACAAUUGGUGAUUUCAUGAACAUACAAGCGCACGCAUGUAUUGGAGGCAAAAGUGUGGGUGAAGAUAUAAGAAAGCUAGAAAAUGGAGUUCAUGUAGUGUCGGGAACACCUGGUAGAGUUUGUGAUAUGAUCAAACGAAGAACCCUACGUACAAGGGCUAUUAAACUAUUGAUUCUUGAUGAAUCUGAUGAGAUGUUGAGCCGAGGGUUCAAAGAUCAAAUUUAUGAUGUUUACCGACAUCUUCCACCAGAACUUCAGGUUUGUUUGAUAUCUGCUACCCUCCCUCAUGAAAUAUUGGAAAUGACGAGCAAAUUUAUGACUGAUCCUAUAAGGAUCCUCGUGAAGCGUGAUGAAUUGACUCUGGAGGGAAUUAAGCAGUUUUUUGUAGCAGUUGAAAGGGAAGAGUGGAAGUUUGAUACACUAUGUGAUCUUUACGACACGUUGACAAUCACUCAAGCUGUUAUUUUCUGCAAUACAAAACGAAAGGUCGAUUGGCUAACUGAGAAGAUGCGUAGCAAUAACUUUACGGUAUCCUCAAUGCAUGGAGAUAUGCCUCAGAAGGAAAGAGAUGCGAUUAUGGCUGAGUUUCGGGAUGGUGCAACCCGUGUUCUUAUCACUACAGAUGUUUGGGCCAGGGGACUUGAUGUUCAGCAGGUGUCUCUGGUGAUCAAUUAUGACCUGCCAAACAAUCGAGAGCUUUACAUCCAUAGGAUUGGACGUUCUGGUCGAUUCGGACGAAAGGGUGUUGCUAUUAAUUUCGUGAAAAGCGAUGACAUCAAGAUUCUUAGAGACAUAGAGCAGUACUACAGUACCCAGAUCGACGAAAUGCCAAUGAAUGUCGCGGAUCUGAUAUGAGAAAUGCUUUCAUAAGUGCUUGGAUCGGAACUUGAAGGGUACGGUUGAACAUUUUCCAUGGUGUUGGUGUAAUCGAAUCAUCUAUCUAGUUGCAUAUUUGUGUGUGAUUGGGUUUGUAUGCUACGCGGAGGUCGAUUAACUGAAUGCUUGUCGUAACAGAGUAAGCAUUUAACUAUCAAAACACAGUGAUUGUCGUGCAUUUCUCUUCACUGUUGUAUGUAUUUGUAGUUGGAUUGCUCAAAUUUCUGGAGUUUUAUUUAUUAUUACCAAGAGUUUGUUAGGGAUUUUAAAGGGUUUUGAAGUCUCAUCCCACUUCUUCACCAUUUAUUUUUAUGGUUUUGGAGUUUGAAUUUGUUCA